This is a messenger RNA of Trichechus manatus latirostris (Florida manatee), 12397 nucleotides long. RefSeq lists its product as uncharacterized. Lineage: Eukaryota; Metazoa; Chordata; Mammalia; Sirenia; Trichechidae. The transcript is spliced from 2 exons. Gene Ontology annotation, cellular component: nucleus. Bases 4120 to 8928 code for a protein of 1602 amino acids. Gene Ontology annotation, biological process: regulation of transcription by RNA polymerase II. The record is from RefSeq and is a predicted model, not a curated record.
AAAAAUAAGCUAAUGUGUAAGGUUAGAAAAGAAAAGUUGGAAUGCAACUUAGAGCAUGUUUAUAAUGUGCACAGAAAAAGCUCGAGAAUGGUAAUUUUGGUUUAAAUGUGCUGGUUAGUUGAUGUUAUGACUACUUUAAAUUUUAAGGAUUGUGACACACUCCUACUAUUGAAAAACCUCAGUGUAACUUUAAUAUAUUUGCUGCUGUGACAUUUCAAAACAUUUUCAGUUUAUCAAAAUGAAUUACAGAUUUCAUUUUGGUGGGCGAUACAUUAUCAUUUUGCUAAUAACCAAAUUUGCAGUUUGUUCAGGGUCUUGAAUAGAUUUACAAAUAUUUAACAGUAAAGCUGUUUUGAACUUUCAUUAAUGUAAACUCUAUUAAUUGGGUAUUUAGAAGCUGGGCAGUACAUUUUAACAUUUAUUAGAUUCCUAAGAGAGACCAGUCAUUUUUAUAUAGCAGUUUUAAAGUACAGCUCAGAGUUUCCAUGUUGGAUUUAUGGAGUAUGCAGUUUUAGUGGUACAAUUAAAGCAUGUGCCUCCAUGGAAAGGAUGAGGAUUUGCUUUGUAUAUUCAGAAUUCUCUGAGUGCCCCUUUUCUCUGUUAGAAUUCAGGUUCUGAUCAUCGAAGCCAGUUUUCCUAAAUCCAAAAGGAAUACUUCUAGCUGAAUUUUAAAAAACAAGUGCACCUUGUCAAAUGCUUGUGUUCUUACACUUGUGUUUGUGUGUAUUUAAUAAUCACAUAUACAUGUAAUACUAAAGAGAUUCUCAGCUAUUAAAUUUAAAAACUGCUUACAUAUUUUUAAAGAAACUGAAGAGUGAGAAACUAUACCACCAAGUAGUUAUUUGGUCUCUUAGAUAUAUUUUCAGCCCUCUUCAGCUGUUAAUGUUAUCUGCAUACUAGGAUAUGAAUCCUCUUGAUCCUCCCCUCCCCCAAGAAAAUAUACAUAAUAGAUUACAAAACAGCAGAUGUCAGGGUCAUCUUUCUUUUUAAAGAAUUAAGCCAUAUUUUGUGAGGGCCAGAACUUGGAUUAUGUAAUAUAUUUCCCCCUCUCCCCAUUGAAAAAGUUAAAGCUAAAGUGAAAGUUUCAAACCGAUUUUAUUGACCUCUUUAUACAGAAUUUUACUUCAAAACUUUGGGGGCUUGAAUGCAUUACAUAAUAUUUAUAUUGUAUUGAGGUUUUUUAUUCCUCACACUAUAUUUACAUUAAAUUGAUUGAGAAGUUUAUAGUAAAGGGAAACUUACAGAACACUUUUAUAUCAUUUAAAAGAUGACCUGACCAAAACCUUUACAGGAUUCAUAAAAUCAGGGAUCAUUUUGCUAUUGACUUCACAGUGAUCAGUAGUUUUAUAGGUAAUAUUAGAGUUAAUUUGCAGCAUUUUAGUACUUGUAUUAUUUAUUUUUGGUCAGAAUUAGCAAAUUAAAAUAUUUUUUGAUAGUCUAUAGAUAAUGAUCAACCCAUAACUUUUAAAAGAAACAAAAUGUUUCUAAUUAUUGAAUUAGCUUUUGAUUAUUCAAACUAGGAAAGGCAGGGAAAUUUAUGGGUUCCCCUUCUCCCCAGUGAUCCUAUUAAGAUAUUCUUUACGUUAAACUUUCAAAGUACUUUAUAAAUUUAGUUACCAGUUACUACUUAUUGACAGUUUUCUGAAAAAUCCAGUUUCAGCAGAUUUUUAAUGAAGGUGAAAGCAACCCUUAUGUGCUUUCUACUUAUUUGAAUGUUCCUCAAAUAUUUUAUACUUAAAAAAGAAAGAAAGAAAGAAAAGAAAAAACAGUGCCUCUGUUUUUAGAACUACUGCUCAGUAAAGUUGUUUAAACCAUUUCUGGUAGCUAAUGACAAUUUUAUAUUAAAUUGUAUACUAACUUUAGUGAGACUGAUUUUUUAGUUGUUUACAGUACAAAUACUUGUAUUUGUUUUUUAAUUGCAGUAUUUCCAUUGUCUCAGUAAUUUAGUAAAACUCUGUGGCUGCCUUGAUUUUGACAGAUUCUGUUAAUAUAAACUGAUUGUUAGGCAAUUAGUUAUAUUUAUGCAUAAAUCAAUUGCACUAUAAUUCACGAAUUAUUUAUUACAAUAUUUUCUAAUGAAUUCAUGUAUCUGUCUUGUGUUGUAAAUGUACUGUAAUUCUGUUUCUACUUUGUGUUGUUAUAUAUCUAAAUCUGAUUGUAUGAAUUUUAAUUGUUCAGUUAAUGUGUUUCUAGGUUGUAAUUUGUAGUAAAGCACUUCAAUGCUUUUGCACAUAAAUUUACAACACUGUUGGUGUGUGAUUGAUUUACUCAUUCAGUAAAAGAAGAAAAAAAGCAAAGAAAAAGACUGACUACACUGACUUCUUUGAUUCACUUUAGGAAGCAGUUGUAUUAACAUUAAUGUUAGAAAUUUUCUGAAGAAAUAUUUCAACAACAAGACUUACAAUGGGUGAAAUGGAUAAUAUGCAGAAAAUAGGCAGGAUGUUUUAGUUGAUAAACAGGAAAAGGUUAGAAAAAAUUUUGACAUUAAAAACAAGGGAUCUAUGAAAAAUAGAAUUUUAGAAACUUUAUACCAUCACUUGGAAAUAAACUCUAGGUUUGAGACUUUUAUGUGUAUUCACCUGUUAAUUGGUUAUAUGAUAGAUUUUUCUUUGAGAUUCUCACAUGCAAGAAGUAUGGAAAAGAAAAAAAAUGAACCAAAUUUAAGUAUAUGGUGGAGUUCUGUAAGAACUUAGAUAUGAAUCUAAUAUUGAAAUAUUUAAUUGGUAACUUUAUUAAGUAAUUUUUUAUAUAGCACUAGAAUGGGAUGUGGUAUAUUUGGAAUUUCAUUAAUUUAAGUAAUAAACUGAGUAAGAAAACUUUUGAAGCAUAAACUUCCUUGGAAUGUCAGAAAGGGGAUAUCAAAAUCUUCCAGUGUUUUUAUAAUAAUUUUGAAUUUUAUCAACUUGAAAUUAUAACGUUUCUCAGAAUACUUAACACUAGUCUUAGUUUUGAUUAUUUUUAUUUUAUACAUGACUUUACUAACAGAAAAAAAGCCUGUCAGCGUUUUAGGAACUAUUAGCAUAUUAAUCUCUAAAAUACAGUACAAGAUAUUAUCUAAGAAACAUGUAAUUUCUCUUUUUAAUUAUUAACAGAUUUACUUAAUAGGUGACAACAUAAUUUUAAGGAAACUGUUGGAGUACGCUUAACUUUUUGUGUUUUCUUUCAGUUAUGUGAAAAUUAUAAUUUUUAAUUUGAUGGAAAAGAGUAUGUUAUCACUUAUCUUAAUAUUUGAUAGCUAUCAUUUCCCCAUACCUUUGUUCUCAACAUAUAUUUUUUGAAUUUUCUAAUAAUGGCUCUUGGAGGUCACUUUACUCUCCCAGCCAUGAUAAAAUUUACAAAAAAAUAUUUUCUAAAAGGAAAGGCUAUUGGAGUCAUGUCCUGUCUUCAUCUGUUUGGAAGUGGCAGUGGACUUCAAAAGGUUUUAAGUAACUUCAUAACUUCUCAUUUUGUGUGAUAGCUUCCUGAUGUCAAAUUACAUGCUAGCUAGUUUUAGUGAGACUUUGGUUGAAUCUAGCAAAGUUAUCUUUUUUCCAGAAAAAUUUUUACAAAUGUUCCAGAUUUGCUUUGAUGUUUUUGUUAGUCAAAUAAUCUAAUUUUACAAAAUGUAAAUGGGGUAUUGCAUACUUUUCUGUGACAUAGAUUAAGCAAAUUUUAGGGACUAGAAUAAAAGAUUAAUUCCACUUUUCAUUUUAAAAGAAAAUUCUUUAAUUUUUAAUAUACAUAAUAAGUCUUUAUUUAAAUAAAAUACCUUGUUCAGUAGCAGUUCAUAAUUAGCAUAUCCCAAUUCCAAUCCUAAAUAAAAUUUCUAGAAACUGGGCACUGUUAACUACAACAAAUCUAAAAAAUGAGUGGAAGGCUAGUUUCAUGUACAGAGUUUGGUGAUAUGUUUAAUUAAAAUAGAUACUUUUCUGAAACAGAAUUCUUUAAUAUGUUUUGUUUUUCUUACUGCUGGCAUUGGAUUAAAAAAAUUUUUUUGUAGAUUUCUAUGUUGGUUGCUAAGCAAUCCUGGGUCUUAGUUAAAGUUAGAUUCAUAUUAGUUUCUGCAGUGGGACAUUUUCCAGCAUUUGAAAUUAAAUAAUUAGUUCAACUGUUGAUGCAAAUUCAGAGGAAGCUACUAAAAUGGAAAAAGAAAAAUCAGCAUUAAGCAAAGUUUUGGAAUCUUUGUGCAUACAUCACCAGCAACAAAUUUUGGCUAUGUUGAAAAUUCUAGUUCAAGAGCAAAAUGCUGCUUCUGUUUGCUGUUGUAAUACAUCAUAUGCUGUGUCUUCAGAAUCUCAAAAGCCCCUAAUUGAGGAUGAUUUACGUGGUCUAUAUUGUAGUUGUGGGGAAUAUAGACUGGCAGAAAGAGGGUGUUUACAGAAUGAAAGACGAAGUCCUGGGUUAGCACCUCUGUCAGACUGUAUCAAAGAUUUACAUUGUUUAUCUUGCCAAACUGUAACUAUUGAACACAUUGAGACAGUAGUGAAUAGAAGAAUUUCAGACCGUUAUGAUUCUCUCAGGUGCUGUUCUGGACCAUUACCAAACAUUCACCCUACAAAAUCAGCCUGUCAUACUCCUCCUUUGUCAAGGGAAGUAUGUGAUGUUUCGAUCAAUCUUAAAGACGUGUGUAGAUCUCGAAGUCCCUCACCUCCACGAUUAUCACCUGUACAGACUGAAGAAUUUGAAAAAUUGAAAGAUGUUAUUUCAAAAUUUUCAGCCUUAGAAAAUAACAAACUUGAAACAAACAUUAACCAGCCUCCAUCUCUCAUACCAGCAGAAGUCAGCAGUGACAAGGAUGAUAAUGAAGGUAAAAUAUAUAAAACUAAAAUAUCCAUUAACUCUGAUUCUUUGCUCUUGGGAGACAGCAAUAAUUAUAAUACAAAUCAGGAAAAAAGUGAAAACGGUUUAAUUUUUCAAGAUUUAAUGGAUCGUAUUAAUGAAAAAUUAAAGUUAAUAGAAACUACAGAUAUGACAAACUUUGUGAAAUCAUCUAGUGGUGAUUGUAAUACAGAUAAUGAUUUAAAAUUGGGAAAUUUAAUAACCUCUCUCUUGCACAAUGCAAAGGCCAAUGAUUACAGUUUUAUGGAAUUACUGAGUCAACAUGAUAAAAAAGUAGAAAGUAAAAUUAUUCAGACAAGAUUUCAAAAGCGGCAAGAAACCCUGUUUGCAAUGCACAACUCUCCUGAUUCACCCGUAUUUAGAAGGCAGUCUUUACAGUUAAAAAGAGAACUGGCUAGUCUUGAUGAAAAUUUUAUAAGAAAAAGAUACACUGAAAAAAAAUCAAGGAAAUCUAUGCGCAAUGGUGAGAGAUUUUCAAUGGACAAAGAAGAAACCUAUCGUUACCAGAGGGCUUCUUUACAAAAUUUUAAAAGCCAUCAAGAUAAAAAUCAUGCGGAAACAUCAUUUUCACGAGAUUAUACAUUACAAUCAUUGCAACUACCUCUUCAUAGUUUAGAAACUAACUUGACUUUUGACACAUUUUCAGAAAACUUUAAAACAACUCCUGAGAAAAUGAGCAAAAGAAAAUCACGGGAGAAAUCUGCAGCUGGGGGAAAAAAAAUACAGAAUUAUAGGGAGAAUCCAAAAUUAGAGAACAUUCAUACUCCUUCGAAAAGUGAUGGUCCUGGACUUUUGAGUAGAACUAAACGAAAUAUCGUGCCUCCAGGGUGGUAUUCUAUCUAUGUGACAAAUAAUUAUGUAUUUAAAAAAUCUCCUAAGGCUAAAAGAGUAUCUGAAUCCAUACCAAAAAAAGAUACAGUGAAAAAUAUUCAAAUUGAAAGCUCACACAAUAUAGACCUAAACAAAAUUGCAAUGCAUUCUAAUUUACAAGUUGUUGUCGAGCGUUUGGAAGAUACAAUUAAUAUGGCCCAAAAGUCUUGGAAUAAUAAUCAGCCAUUAUCAGAAGGAUAUAAGACUUCCAAGAAAUUGAUAGAUGAUGCCCAUGGUAAAGACCAAAAUGCUGAUAGAAAUAUGACUCUUAACAUGAGUAGAAUGACAUGCAAAGAGCAGAGUGUAUCAAAACCUGUGUUGGCAUCCAGCAAUAUUAUCAAAAGCAGUCACGUGCCUACAAUGGAUUUGAAUAAUAAAAGACUUGAUAAUCUGAAAAAGUCAUCUGUUUUAGAUACGGGUAGCUUGAUUUCUAGGGUUGAAAGUGUACCAACAAAACAUGAAGGAAUUGAAAGCUCUUUUUCCAAUUAUUCUAGUCCUGUCAAACUCAUGUUUCUAUCUGAGGUUAAAAGCAGUGAAGCAGUCAAAUAUAUUUUAACUUCAGUUGGUACAUCAGAAUCAAAUAUUGAUCUUCCUUCUGAAAAGAGUCUGAGCCGUCAUGUAAUUGAAAAAAAAUCAGAAACAAAUAAGGGUAUCCCAAAUGCAAACUUUGAGAAUUAUAGUUCUAAUCAUAAUGGUGUUGACACUCCUCAAGGAGAACUAAACAAAUUUAAUUGUGCAAAACAAAUUGCAGAAUCCUCUACAAUGUAUAUAGCUGAUACGAAUAGUAACAAGCCACAAGAAGAACCUAAGGAAAAUUCAAGCAGUGCAAUUGAUUCAUCUUUUAAAAGAAAACCAGGUAGACCUAAAAAAAUAGGUCCCCAAGUUGUGAAACAGAUUAAGCGACCAAUUGGAAGACCACCAAAACCUAAAACUGAUCAAACAGACAUCACUAUUGGUGAAAAUGAGGCCUCUAAUGCUGAAGAGAAAAGCCCAGAAUCACUCAUAUCAGAAGUAAAAGAAGGUCUUUACAAAAAGAGUAUUACAGUAACUGUUAUUUAUGGACGGUCAAGAAGAAGUAAAAGAUAUGUUUCUGAAGGAAAUGUAAACAUAAACAAUGUUAUGUCUUUAAACAAUAAUGUUGCUGAUUUUUCGACUGAAUAUAGUAGUCUGAGACAUAUUAGAGAUCAUAAAAUUGACUCGGCUGAAAGAGUAAGUGCUGUAUCAGCUUUGACUACUGAAAGUGAAAUCUUGGGGUCUGGCUAUGAAUAUGUUAGACCUAUCAAGAACAAGUCUGUAAUACCUCACCUUUCCAAGAACAUUAUUCGACCAAAUCAGAAGGCUUUGACAGUAAUUAGGAAGCCUGGUAGACCUGCAAAAGUGAAAAUCUCUGGCAUAUCUGUGACUAUUAAUAGAAUUUCACCUCAGGAAAGAGAAGUAAGUAUUAGCAGCUGCUUACCUCCUUUAGAAAAGGAGAAUAUGUUAGGAAAAAAUCUCCCUGAAGAAAAAUACGAUCACCGAUGUAGUAAAAUAGAUAGAACAAGGCACACUGACGCUGACAUUUUAAAGAAUGGAUCAAAAAGUAUGGUUGCUCCUAUACCUUUGAGACACUCUAUGAGGGAUAGAAAACAAGCUCUGCAUUUUUUACAUUCAUUAGCAUCUUCUAGAUCUCUUAUUUAUAGAAAUGCUCAGCUCCAUAAAUCAUAUAAACUCCAUUUGCAGAAAAGUAAAGGCCGGAAGGAAAAACAUAGGCAGUCAAGGAUAAAAAUAGCUUCCAAAGGUCCCUCAGGAGCUAGAAAUUCAAGGAAUGCAAGAAAGUGUUUGGAAGAUAACAAAUUAAUACCCAUUGCGGAAGUAUCCAUGGAUCCUAUAAUUUCAUCAAACCCUUUACUCAGGUGGUGGGCUUCUACUUCAAAUGAUUCUUUAUUAGAGGAAUUAAACAAUAGAUUUGAGCAAAUAACAAAUGCUUGGGUGCAAGUGAGUGGAGAUGAAGCUGAAAAUUGUGUUUAUAAAAAAAGAGAACACAUUGAAAAUGAUCAUUUCAAAACAGCAAACCCUUUGGAAACCUGCCUUUUGGAACUUCAAGUUUCACCUGUAAAAAUGCUUUUUCAGAAAAAGUAUGACUUAAAUGAACUCUGUACCUGGUUUAUGCAAACGACAGAAACGCAGUCUCUUUCAUUAGUUAGAAAAGCAAAUGCUCGAAACCCUUUGGAGGUAAUAAAUACCAGGGAAAUUAAAUUAGGGACCAAGCAUUCUGAUUUUAAUACUAGCCCCUUCAGAAAGCACUUUAAAAAAUUUGCACUAUCCUCUCCUUCAAAAUCAGCAGGGAAAUUGCAUAUAUUGCAUAAAAUGGUUAGCUCUCCUGUCUUACAUGCGAAAAGUAAUUUAACACUAGCAAGAUUAAAAAGGACCGAGUUUAAAAAGUUGCAGCAUGAAAGGUGGAGAAGAGAGAGAAAGCUGCGCAACCGUGAAACGGUUGGUUGGAACUCUCAAAGGAGAAACUUAAGAUUUUUCUGCCAGAACCAAUUUUUAAAUAAGACUGAGGAAGGAACAAACGUUGACAUCCCACUCCAAGGAAGCAGCACAGUAGAUAAUCAGUUUAUUUUGCCACCUGAGAUCAGGGAUGACUUCCUGCAACAGGCAAUGCCUGGCUUCAAAACACAUGCUAGUUUAGAGAAUAAAUUUAAGUCAGAAACAAAGGAGAAUGGAACAAAUUGCAGCCAAAAAGAAGAAAAGGGAACAAAACUAGGAAAUGUAUGUACAAAUAAUUGGAGGUCAAAAACCUUAAAAGAUUGUAGAAUAUUUUUGAGGAAGAUCAACUAUCUUGAACACAGAAAUACUUUUAAGUUAAAUACAAUCAUGUACUCUCCUGAACCUAUUGAUAGUGGAAGUAAUCAUCAGACUCAUAUAGAAGAAUCAAAGCGCUUUACCUUAAGAUCCCAUUCUGCUAGGCAAAAUUCCUUGAAAAAACAAUCUAAAGAAAUAGAAAAUGCUAAAGCAAAUAAUCCUUCUACCAAUAAGUUUGCCAGCCAACUUGGCAAUAGUAAAUUAAAUAAAUACGUUAACUAUGACAAGAAUCCUUCUGAUAGUUCUGUAGUCCUUAGCAAAUUGAGCAAAAGAAAAAGACCACCUUGGAAGACCACAGAAAUGUCAACAAAAAGACAUAAACAACAGUCUUGCAAGAGUGGACAAAUGACAAACUAUUAUUCAAAAUCCCAGCUAGGUAAGUUUUUCUCUCCUUAAUUUUAAAGUUUCAUUGUAGGUGCCUUGAGUCAAGUAUAAUUGAUGGAAAAGGAGCAACUGAUCCAGUUUUAUUUUCUAAAAUAUUUGGACAACCUAGUUUCUUGGCACCUAGUAUGAAACUCAUGAAAUUAGGUGCUGCUACAUAAACCAGUGAAGUGCCUGGUGGUGCGGUGGUUAAAACGCUCGGCUGAUAACUGAAAGGUCAGCAGUUCGAAAGCACCAGCCGCUCCUUGGAAACCCUAUGGUGCAGUUCUAUUCUGUCCUGUAGGAUCGCAAUGAGUCGGAAUUGACUCGAUGGCAUUAGUAUAAAUAUACCAGUACCAUUCCCCAUGUCUUAAUGUACCCAGGAUUUCAAGCAUAUUAAAAUCUGCUAAGUUGAGACAGAAAGCUUCUAAACAUAUCAUUAAUGUAAAAUAUUCUCUCCUUUUGAAUUUGAUAGAUCUAACUUAAAACUUAAACAAUUUGACUCUGACAGAUAAAUAUGUCCAGUAAUUAACUAAAAAUUAACUACUACACUACAGGCUAAGAUAUAUUUAUACUCUUGAUAAUGUAAUAAAUAACAAUAAGACCAUGUAAAAGAAGUAAAGACUAAAUUGAUAAAGAUGAUCAUAUCUAGUAGGCCUAGGAGCUCAGUCUCAUGUUGACCAUUAUGCUGUCAUGCCUUUUGGUGCUGCUUCUGGGACCACUUUAGGACACAGGUAAUUUGAAAAGUGUCAUGUGAACAAUAUGUUUUUCUCAGUAAAUCAAAAACUAGUUGAAUAUUCUUUUUCAUAUUAGACAUUGAACUAGUUUCCACAGAUACAAAGAUGAGCAUUCCUUUCCACACAUAGCCUAAUAAAGGAGAAAGAGUCAUACACAGGUAAUUGUUAAGGUAAUGCUAAAUUCAGAAUGCAAACUGAAAUUACUUCAGCAAGUAGUUGUGUGCUUUAUUUACUCAGUUAUAUGACCUUUAGUGCCGAAAAGACCUUUGUGCCUCAGGGAGACUGUCAUCCUCAGAACCUAGCGAAAAUUGGAUGUGAGCACUGCGGUUGCCAAUGUAGCCAUUUCCACCUGUGCUUAGUAGUAAAUGCUAGAUGAUGUGGGAUGUUUAGGAGUGUAAUAGCACUUAUUGAUACUUCCCUGACAUGAAAGGGUGCCAGGUUACAUUUAGAAAUUUAAGGAUAUUUUAUCAAAUAACUUCAGUAUUACUUUGCACAUUUUAGGGAAACUUUUUUGGGGGAUUUAGGGUGUUAUUGGUUUUAUUUUUGUUACCUUUUACCCUUUUUAAAAGCUAAAACCAAUAUUAAAAGCAGUAAUUAAACUCUAGAGUUUUAAUAGGUUAAAUUACUAUGGCCCCCAAAAGUUAACUAUGUAACGGAAUAAUUUAAAAUUUACCCACUUCAGUGAUAUCUAAUGCUCAAUUAUAAAGGUGGUCAAAGUAGUCUUAUGAAAGAUAAAUCAAAACUAAAAAGAAUAUCCUUUGUCUCUUGCCCUCAGGAUUACAUUAUAACAAAAAUAACAUCAUUAAUAAAUACUCUGUGAGAAAGAAAAGAGGGUAAACAAUUUGAUAAUGAUUAAAAACAGCCACUACAAAAAAAAGCAACUUAUAAUUCACCUAAAAAUACCCACACAUAUUUUAAAAAACUGUCAUGAAUAAAGAGUAAGGUGUAAAGUUUCAUUUUUAAUUCUCUAUCCCAUCCUCAUUUCAUGCUUGUUACAGUUUACCAAAGGUAGUUUGUAUUAAUUCAUUUUACAACAGAACCAUAUUUUGUCUUUCCAGCUUCUUAACCAUUGUUUCUUCCUAAGGAAUAAGUAUAAAAUUUAUUUUAAUAUGAUUCUUCACCCUGUAAAUAUGACAUCAUCCUAGAAAAGUAAAAUGGAAGAUGCCUUAUUAUUGCUGUUUCAAAUUAAUUUCAUAAUACUUUUGAGAUAUUUAAAAAUUUUUAAGUAUCAUAUUAAGAGUCAUUUUUUACCUACCCUUUUUUCAUUUUUUAAACUACUGGUACUAUUUCCUGUUCUGCUUAAAAUUUUACUUAUCUUUUACUGAUAACUUUCCUUCUUUAUUUUUCAAUUUUUUUUUAAUCAGCAAGAAUUUCUUUUUUUUUUUUAACAAAGUUGUAUUUAUAGCAACAUUUGUUAUAUUUAUCUGAUUUUUAAAUGUUUUCUUAAAGUGUUUUUUUUUUUUCCUCAUUAUUCUUGGUAUUCCAUACUUCUUUUUGCCGUUUUUGAAAAUGAUGCUAAAACUCAUUACUAGUUUUAUAUGUGUUUCUUCUUCAAUUAGCAACUGGAGACUUGAAGGAAACUUGUAACAACAGGACUUUUCUAGAAAAAUUUCUAGGGCAAUGUAUAUAGUAAAUUAUGAAAUCUCUCUUGAUGAAAAACCAUGAAUGUCUUUAUUUUUAUACAUUUUGAGAUUAACUAUCCAGAUAUAAUUUAAUAUAUAGGAGUUUUACAAUUUAUACUUCACCACAUUUGUACUGCUGUAUAGCAAGUAUAGACAUGGAGAGAAGGAGAAAGAAAUGUAAUUCUUGACCAUCAUAUUCACAGUUCAACAAAUACUUAAUGAGACCCUACUGUGGAACAUUCAAAAAGUUCCCUUUCCAUUUAAGUGAGAAAACAAGACCUACAUCAUUUAUUUAUUCAUUAAAUAGAGUGUACUUUAUGUUUUAAGUGUGUGCCAGGAGAUAGAAUGAUUAAAGUCAUGCCUUUUGCUCUUAUGGAGCUUACCAUCUCAUGAGGAGAGAAGAGUGAAUUGGUAGUCCCAACAGACAGAUGAGUACUAUGGUAGGAGCGACAUUUGGACUGUAGGAGCAUGUAAGAGAUAAACAACCCAGAUAUAGGGAACUAAGCAAGUUUUCCUGUAUAGUCACAUCUAUGCUGAGGCUUGAAGUAUGCAGGCCUGUUAGAAGUCAAGAAGGAAAUGUUUCAGGCAGAGCAAACUACAUAUGGAAAAUCUGGGACAAAAGAGAGCAUGGCUUCUUUGUAACACUGAGUAAUUUCACUGUAGUAAGUUCACAAUCGAAAUCAUAGAUGAGGGAUUGUGGUGGAAUGGCGAAACAUAAAGCUACUGAGGGAAGCCUACUCUAAAUUGUGAGGUUAACAUCAGUUAAUGAAAAGAUGUCUUGAUCUCUAACGUUGUUGGCUGCCGUCCAGUUGUCAGCCGUGUGUUACUUAGUACAUCUCCGUGGGGUUUUCUCGGCUGUAAUCUUUACCAAAGCAGAUCACUAAAACUUUCUUCCACAGAGCCACUGGGUGGGUAGUGGCAGUAAAGGUGGCAAAUAGAUAAAUUUGAGAGAGAUCAAUGAAGCAGAAUCAUUAUGUCUUAGAGAGUAGAGGAAUAAAGGAUAAAAUCUAGGUUUUUGGUUUGAGCAUCUGGUUAGAUGGUAGUAGCAUUCAGUGAGAUAUAAGAGAGCACUCCUAGAGAAGUAGCAGAAGGAAGACUUGGGGUUGAAGGCAGGUAUUAAAAAAAAAAAAAAAAAAGUUGUUUAUA